AUGAAGUUAGUAACAUCGAUAUUUCAAAAGCAUUCAUUGAUCCUUAUUCAAAAUUCUCUACGAUCUGUACAAAUGCGUUUAAUGGCAUCAGCAUCGUUAAAUCAAGCUGCUGAUAUGUAUAAUUACAAUGAAUAUAGUUAUUAUGAUAUAGAAUUGAGUAUGGAAAAAUAUCGUUUAAAACAACCAUCCGCAUUUGAUAAACUCAUUCCCGAUCCACCACCCCCCAAAAAAUAA
This is a messenger RNA of Didymodactylos carnosus, 234 nucleotides long. The record is from the annotation of a GenBank genome assembly. Lineage: Eukaryota; Metazoa; Rotifera; Eurotatoria; Philodinida; Philodinidae.